AUGGUAGAAAUGGAAAUCUGUGAACUGUCUUACAGAGAAUUAAAAAUAAUCAUCUUUAAAAAGCUCAGUGAGUUACCAGAGAACGAACCCAGGGCUGGGGUGAAAGGAGUGAGGCGUGCCACUUCUUGCUCCCACCUCCGCCACUCCGGCGUCCCUCGACCGCCCCCUUCGGUCUCGGGACUACAUUUCCCAGAGGUCCUUGAGCUCCACCCGGGCUCGAGCUCCUUAGCAGACACGGAGCGACUAGCGCGGCGAGGCGCGGUGCCUUCUGGGACAGUGCUGCUCAGGUGUCAAGGAGAAGCACUGAGCAAGCCCGCACGCUCCUGCCCAGCGGCCCAGGCAGAACCUAGGUCGGGAGGGAGCACCUGUGGUGUCACGAUGCUACCUCUCAGCACCAUCGAGGGCCAGGAAACGGAGGCGGUGCAGACCAAGCCGCCGGAGAAAGGAGCCCUGCCUUCUGAGGUUCCUGAUGAUCUGCUGAACAGUCCCUCCAAAACGGAGGGAACGAUGUCAGCCAAACUCCUGCCGAUCUGUCCCUUGCCAACUGUUUGCUUCGCCUAUUACUUGGAAGCGGAUGACUCUGACUCUGAUUCCCAGUUUCCUCCUGAACCUUCGAAACCUGGCUCGAACUGCACCUCCCCUUCCAAGCCUGGUGCAGAGUACGAGGAGAUCCAGGCAUGGGAAUGUCCCCUGUGCUGCCUCAGCAUCCUCUGCCUUUCCUAAUACCCGAGGUCCCUCUGCUUCCCGCUCUAGACCCCGUGCUCCCAAAACAUGCAUGCUGGGCUACUGUGAUGUAAAAUUCCAAAAUA
Aethalodelphis obliquidens (Pacific white-sided dolphin) is the source of this 809-nucleotide messenger RNA. RefSeq lists its product as uncharacterized. The coding region runs from base 1 to 723 and encodes 240 amino acids. The transcript is spliced from 6 exons. The record is from RefSeq and is a predicted model, not a curated record. Lineage: Eukaryota; Metazoa; Chordata; Mammalia; Artiodactyla; Delphinidae.